AUGGAAUGUGACAUUGAAUUUGAUCAAAUUAUUUCCACUGCUCUGUCCCUUGAAAAUGAUUAUCCAGAGUUGUCCCCUCCCCUGAGGGACCAAGACAAAGGUUUUCAAGUUUUUCCUGAUCUUUGUCCAACUAAAGAAAUUCAGAUUCCUCUCCAUGACAUGAUAAGAUUGUUUCCUGAAGAGGAGCAGGUGAUAUGUAAGAAACCAAGGAUUGAGCUUGAUAAGACUAUGAAGUUACCCACAACCUACAAUGGUAGUAAGAGAACAAAUUUCAGUAAGGAACAGAUCCUCUUCCUUAUUAGUCAGUUUGAACUCAACCCUUAUCCAGAUUUUGUGACCAGAUGUGGUAUUGCCAGAUUAACCAGCGUUCCUGAAUCUAGAAUUCAGGUCUGGUUCCAGAACAGAAGGGCAAGACAUCCACACGGACCUCUUAGAGCGAAGCCACUCAUAUAUACAUCCAUUGAAUAA
Messenger RNA from Bombina bombina (fire-bellied toad), 468 nucleotides. Its product is annotated as homeobox protein siamois-like. The record is from RefSeq and is a predicted model, not a curated record. The transcript is spliced from 3 exons. NCBI's taxonomy places the organism in Eukaryota, Metazoa, Chordata, Amphibia, Anura, Bombinatoridae. The coding region runs from base 1 to 468 and encodes 155 amino acids. Gene Ontology annotation, molecular function: DNA binding.